Messenger RNA from Phyllotreta striolata, 2222 nucleotides. Lineage: Eukaryota; Metazoa; Arthropoda; Insecta; Coleoptera; Chrysomelidae. The record is from the annotation of a GenBank genome assembly.
GUUCGGCUCGAUAUGUUUGCUUUUGGAAGUUUAUAAUGGCUAGAAAUUAGAGACUCGGAGCGUUUAUUAUUAAUACAGUUAAAUUUGAUUGAUUGAUACAUUGACAAACGAGGAAAGGAUUAUUUAUUUGAAUCAAAAAGUGGUACAUAUGUAUUUAGUGGACAAUUACGUUCGUACAAAUAACGCUUUUAUGAAUAAUUCUACAUACUUCUACAAUCGUCAAACGGUAAAAAUUGAAUCCUUUUAUACCGCUAUUUACAUUUCUUUUUGUAGACCUGAAACGAAUGUCGGAUAUUUGUUUUCCUCCCUUCCUCCAGCCUGUUACACACCUCAAUUCGACGUCGGUACGUUAACUUCAACAAUUUUUUUCCUACCUGUCACAUUGUCGAAAGCAAACAAAAGGCCAUUACUGUAAGUUUUCACGUAUUUGCGUUGAUACGAAUCAGUCAGGUGCACGUUGAAUGUAUUUGUUUUUGUUUCUACGUACGUAUAACGACGUUUACCGGGCGAAAACGUACGUGUUUUGAUUCCUUUCGAAAAACAUGUUGAUAGUCAUUCGCAGGCCUCCUGUCGGAAAGUUGCGCAACUCUAUCGUGUCGGCUCCAUUCCGUUGGGAACCGGGUUUAUUCCAAUACUAUUAUCGCCAUUUAGAUCAAUAGAAACCCCGUCUUAAUUACCAAAUUACCGCCUUCGAAAUCCACUCGGAAACUUCUUGAUUGUCUCGUAAAUCCGGCAAUGAUCGUGGAGGAUUUGUACGUUUCUACUCCGACGUUCGAGGCCAUUCAACCUCUGCUCAUUACAUCCAGAUUAUUCGGCUUGUUUCCCAUCAGCUACAAGAAAAACGGCACCAACUACCGCUUGAAAUGGUCUUUGGUGUACGCCGUAUACAGCUACAGCCUUUGCGUUGGAUUGGCUUUGUGGACGAUGAUCGGUAUGAGUUUAGACUUGAAAAACGAUCCUGAGCAUUCCCUGAGGAUGACCGACGAGAAAACGAGAUUCGUGACCGGAGGGGACGUGAGCAUAGUGGUGAUUAUCGUAAUAUUCGCGACGGCGACGUUGCAUUUGAAGAUCAAGAAAUUCUGGAAGUUGAUGAUAACGUUGAAUCAAGCUGAUAGCAUAAUCCCUUUGAGAAAUUCCAAGCGUUACAGGGACGCUUCUAUACUGUUCAUAGCUGUGGUGGUGGUUACAUUAUCGUUGAUCCUGACGUUUGAUAUAUCCUCUUGGUUCGUGAAGUUGCAUGCGAGAGGCCUGAAUCCGCUUGAUUAUCUCCAAUACUACUUCGCUUUUUACCUAAAUUACAGCAUAAUGAUAAUGAUGGAGGUGUUCUAUUGGCACGUGAUUUAUCUGAUUAAAAUUAGAAUAUCCCUACUCAACGGAGAUUUGCGCAAGGUGAAGGAAAAAAUCAAUUUCAAGGAAGGGAAUUAUUUCUUCGAGAAAAUUGUCGGUAAAGUGUAUUUGGAUAGAUUUUCAAGGAGUUCCAGUAGACAAACAGCUUGCCUUUCCAGCACGGGUACUAUUAUUAAAAAUGAAGAGAAUAGUGAAUUGGGUAAAAGACUUAUAAUGUUAUCUAUCCUUCAUGAUAAAAUUUUCGAGGCAGUGACUAUAGUGAAUAAUUCUAUUGAAUUUUGCAUACACGUGGUAAUGUUAAGUUGUCUUCUUCAUUUAAUAGUAACGCCUUACUUCUUAUUAAAAGGCAUUAUAAAGGAAAACAGUGGCACUUACUACGUGCUUCUGCAGUCAGCCUGGCUGAUAGGCCAUAUAGGAAGAGUCCUUAUUAUCGUUGAACCUUGUCAGUACUGCAUCAAUGAGUACAAAAAAACUUCGAACCUCAUAUGCGAACUUCUUACCUACGAAGUGGAUAAUGAAGUGAAGAAAGCUAUGACGAUUUUAUCGCUGCAAUUGAGCUACUGCAAAUUGCGAUUUUCCUCUUGCGGUUUUUUUAAAAUCAACAGGUCUUUAUUAACUUCGAUUGCCGGAGCUGUGACUACUUAUUUGGUGAUUCUAUUUCAAUUUAGCGACACGUAGGUGAAGGUACAGUUAUUCGAAAACAGCAUAGAGUACUACUAUUUUCGAAAUACCACUUGAAAGAUUGCAGAAAUAGACUUGCACUAAUAAUUUAGGCAAAUAAGAAUUGUAUAGCUCAAAAAGAAACUAGUAUCUACAUUUGCGAAUGAACAAGAUUUUUGUAAAUUGAAUGAGAAUAUAAACUAUAUGUGAAGGUA